Molecule: messenger RNA, 2228 nt
Organism: Cuscuta campestris
Lineage: Eukaryota; Viridiplantae; Streptophyta; Magnoliopsida; Solanales; Convolvulaceae
Source: the annotation of a GenBank genome assembly
UAAUCAGAUACGGAUAAUAUCCGUUUAAAACGGAUGCGGAUAUUUCCUUUUCAAAUGGAUACGGAUGCGGACGAUAAUCAAAUUUUCUGUAUCAGUUGCUCUUUCAGUAGGCCUAGAAUUUUAGGCCUGAUAAACGAGGUAGAUACUCAGGUAUUAGCCGGAUUACCCGAGAGGAUGCCUCAGGCGCCCUAACUGGGAUAAUUCCAUCGGAAGAAAAUGAGCAAACACCAAUAGAGAGAGUUCCAAUGAGCCACCCGCUUCUCCAAGAACGUCUCGAACUCCAGCAGCGCCUGCCUCCUUGCGUACGCGUCUCAAGAUCCCGGAAUCCAUUAAACAACCACAGCUUCGAGCAGAACUACAGAACAUGCUGCACUAUCCUCCUCUCCCUGACCCGCUCGAGGUGCCUUCCCAAGGGCUUGGCCUUGCACGCCCACAUCAUCAAGUCCGGAAUUAACUCUGUUCCACUAGUUUGCCAUCACCUCAUAAACUUCUACUCCAAGCUCCAGCGCCCAUUUGAGUCUACGCUCGUCUUUGGCGAAGCCCCCCUCAAGUCAUCCACCACAUGGAGCUCUGCCAUCUCUUCGCUGGCCCAGAACGAGGCUCCUGGUAUGGCACUUCAGUAUUUUCGUGAAAUGAUACGCUCUGGUAUCCGACCUGAUGAUCACACUUUCCCGUGUGCAAUCAAAUCUUCGGCCAUGUUUUUGGAUCAUCAUCUGGGGGGGAUGAUACAUUGCUUUUCAGUGAAGACUGCAUUCGAUUUGGAUGUUUUCGUUGGCAGUUCUGUGGUGGAUAUGUAUGCAAAAUGCGGGAAGAUAGAUAUGGCCCGUAACAUGUUUGACGAAAUGCCUGAGAGGAAUGUCGUUUCUUGGAGUGGGAUGAUAUGUGGGUAUGGUAUGAUGGGCGAGACUGACGAGGCUUUAUGUCUCUUCAAGCUUGCUUUGGAAGAAGGUUUAGGUGUGAAUGACUUCACGUAUUCAAGUGUGAUUCGGGUGUGUGGGACUUCCACCCUGCUUGAGUUAGGGAGGCAGAUACAUGGGCUGUGCUUGAAAACAAGCUAUGAUUUGUCAAGUUUUGUGGGAACUUCGUUAAUAUCUCUGUAUUCUAAGUGCGGACUCGUGGAGGGUGCUUAUCAAGUUUUCAAUGAGGCGCCAGUCAAGAAUUUGGGCAUGUGGAAUGCAAUGUCAAUAGCCUGUGCUCAACACGGGCACACCAACAAGGUUUUGAACUUGUUCAAACAAAUGGAGAGAGAUGCUGGAAUGAAGCCGAAUUUCAUCACAUUUUUGUGUGUGCUCUAUGCUUGUAGUCAUGCGGGGCUAGUUCAAGAAGGGAAAUACUAUUUCAAGUUAAUGAAAGAUUACGGUAUUGAGCCAGGGGAUCAGCAUUAUGCUUCGCUUGUUGACUGCCUUGGCCGAGCUGGAAACUUACAAGAAGCCUUAAAAGUGAUUGAAGAAAUGCCCAUGAAACCUACUGAGUCUGUUUGGGGAGCAUUAUUGACUGGUUGUCGCAUCCAUCGAGACACUGACCUGGCAGCUUAUGUGGCUGAUAGAGUUUUCGAGCUGGGGCCCGUGAGCCCAGGCCUGCAUGUGCUAUUAUCAAAUACUUAUGCAGCUGCUGGUAGAUAUGAAGAUGCAGCCAAAUCUAGGAAGAUGUUGCAGGAAGGAGGUGUGAAAAAGGAAACAGCUUUGAGCUGGGUUGAAGAAAGAAACCGGACGCACACGUUUGCUACAGGUGAUAGGCGACAUGAAAGAUAUAAGGAGAUCUAUCAAAAGCUAGAAGAAUUAGGAGAUGAAAUGGAGAAGGCCGGUUAUGUUGCAGAUACAAAUUUUGUGUUGCAACAAGUGGGUGACCAAGAGAGGAGUGAGGCUAUAAGAUAUCAUAGUGAACGAAUAGCCAUUGCUUUUGCACUUAUAACAAUUCCACCAGAAAGGCCAAUUAGAGUUAUGAAAAAUUUGCGUGUUUGCGGCGAUUGUCACAAUGCAAUUAAAUUUAUGUCCAAGUGCACGGGGAGAAUAAUGAUUGUGAGGGAUAACAAUCGGUUUCAUCGGUUUGAGAAUGGAAACUGCACAUGUGGUGACUAUUGGUGAUUGUUAGACUCAUAAGCUUCUCAUGUUCUUGGUGAAGUGUUAAGUCCUUAAUUAUGUACUUCAUUUCUAAAGGAUUUUAAGACGUUAGAGCAUUUUGUACUUAAAUGAAAUAAACAAAUUUUCUAAUAAUGCACAAAAAUUUGA